Penicillium pulvis is the source of this 1125-nucleotide messenger RNA. RefSeq lists its product as uncharacterized. The record is from RefSeq and is a predicted model, not a curated record. Bases 1 to 1125 code for a protein of 374 amino acids. The transcript has a single exon. NCBI's taxonomy places the organism in Eukaryota, Fungi, Ascomycota, Eurotiomycetes, Eurotiales, Aspergillaceae. Gene Ontology annotation, cellular component: mitochondrion. Gene Ontology annotation, molecular function: oxidoreductase activity.
AUGGCUACACACAAGGCUCUUGUUCUUAGCUCAUGCGACCGCCCGCUGACCCUGGAGACUGUUCCCCGUCCGCUAGCCAAGGCGGGCGAAGCAGUCGUGCAAGUUCUGGCUGCCGAUAUUGUCCCUUACAUGGGUGAGGUAUUAAAUGGCUCUCGUCCGUAUCCAUUGUCUCUUCCUAUGACACCCGGUAACACUGCCAUCGGAAGAGUCUUCGAGGUCGGGCCGGAUGCCGUUAGCCUCACGCCGGGUCAGUUGGUAUUCUGCGACAUCACCAUCCGAGCACGCGACGAUCCAUCUGUCACCAUUCUCUACGGAAUCCAUGGAGGUGGAUACCCAGCAGCACAGAAACUGAUGGACGGCGAGUGGCGAAAUGCAACAUACGCGGAAUACACAAGAUUUCCUCUGGAAAAUCUCUAUCCGCUGAAUGAGGAUCUCCUGGUGGCAAAGAUGGGAUACACGAUUUCUGACUUAUGUUUCCUGCCUGUAUUUCUCGUCCCUUUUGGUGGACUGUCCGAAGUCAAUGUUAAACCCGGCGAAGUGGUGAUUGUGGCACCGGCAACGGGCAGAUAUGGAGGUGCCGCAGUGGCUGUGGCACUCGCCAUGGGCGCUACAGUAGUGGCUGCCGGUCGCAAUACUUCCGCCCUUCAGACCCUCAAGACGAUACAUGCAUCCACAGGUCGACUUAGAACAGUAGUGGUCACUGAAGACUCUGCACGAAAUUCCGAGCUAUUCAAAUCCGCCGCUGGAACGAAAGAUGGUGCCGACGUAUACAUUGACUUUUCGCCGCCUGCAGUGAAGAGCAACGCGCUGCUUUGUUCUGGUAUUGGCUCAUUGCGUUCAUUUGGAAGAUGUAUCAUAAUGGGAGGGAGGUCGGGGGACAUUCAGGUUCCAUAUUUGGACGUUAUGUUCAAAAGCCUCAGGCUUCAAGGUCGAUUCAUGUAUUCACGACACCAUAUUCUUCAAUUCAUAAAAAUGGUGGAGUCGGGGCUGAUGGUACUGGGGACUAAAGCUGGCAUUCAUCAUACAGAGGAGUUUGGAAUGGAGUCUGUCGAUGAUGCACUCAAGCAAGCGGGGAAGCUGACAGGGUGGGGUUCACACGUUGUAUUGAGACCCUAUAAUGGCUAG